CUCGCACUCCACCUGGUGUGACUCCAGCAGGGCUCUUGUCAUUACCUACACUGUUUGUCAACUACAUCAGUCCAGUUUCCAUACAGCACAGGCCCUGAGAUCUCUCAGCUGCUGAAAUGAAUAACCAGAGAGAAAACCUCUCAGAACCAAAUCUGGUUAAGAAUGCAAGAAGACAACAGUCCAAAGAGAAGAUCGUUGCUGGGAGUUUGGGAAUCAUCUCCUUUGUCUUGAUGUACAUUGUAGCAAGAAUGAUAACUUCUCUUACCUUUACUGAUGGACCGGAGCAGAACAAAAUAUCUCUUGAAACAAGGAUCCAGAAAGUGUAUAGCUGUAGCCAUUGUCCAAAAGAGUGGAUGACACAUUCCAACAAUUGCUAUUACAUUAGCACUGAAAGAAAACCAUGGAAUGAGAGUAUGUCAGCCUGUGCUUCUGAGAACUCUACCCUAUUCUCCAUAGAGGAUGAAGAAGAAUUGCAUUUGUUAGGCCUCUUCAUUUCUUCUUCAUGGCUUGGAGUCUCCCAGAAAAGCAAUAAUAAUCCAUCUGUGUGGCCAAAACACUCAACUUUCUCUUCCAAAGCGUUGGCAGUAUCAUCAGAGAGUGACCGGGUUUGUCCAUAUUUCAAUUUUGGACUGGAGAAAGUUUUUUCUGCAUCUUGUUUAGAAAUUAAAACAUAUGCUUGUAAGCACCAGGCAUUUUAGUUAUCUAAUUUUGGUGUAAUGUUAUCUCACCAUAUAUAAAGAACAUGUUUCUCAUUUCUCCAAAAGCCAUGCAAUUAUUGUCUCAGAAUCUUUUUCAAAUAUGAUUUUUAGAGAAGUUUUAUGUUCACAACAAAAUUAAGAGCAUGUUACAGAGUUUUCUUCUAUUGCCCCUGUCCACACACCUGCCUCUCCCCCAUUAUCAACAUCCCUCACUAGAAUGGUUCUUUUAUGACCAAAAAUGAAUCUACAACAAUGUGUCAUAAUCAUCCAAAAUUUAGUUUAUACAUGAGGUUUCACCCUUGGUGUUGUUGAACUGUUUUUCAAGAUUUAUUUAUAUUAAAGUGAAAAAAUAUAUAUACUAAGGUACAUAUUAUACAUUUAUUAAUCUUUUGCUAUUCACUAAAAUAAUUAUAUAUAUAAAUUGAAAAUCAUAAUAUUAUUGUGAAGUUCCCAAUAUAUUGAGUAAUUGUGCUCAUAUUUCCUCACCUUUAUAAGGGCUGCAAAUUCGAGUUAAACAACCCAAGAUGGCAAGGUAAUCAGUCAGAAUUGAGUCAGGAGACAGAAACCAGAGGAAGUUUGAUGUAAACAAUUAGUUUCUAUUUGUAAGGGAAAGUUUACUAAGAGGAAAGGCUACUAAUAUAAAGAAAAUAGUAAUACCUUAGGGUUAAAGGAGAGUACCGAAAGGAGGGAUUUCUGAGAAAGCUAGGUCUACUCCAUGAGGAUGAGAUUUAGAUGUUAUUGAAGACAAUGUGGCUAUACAUGGCUUCAUGACAGGUAUGCCUAUGGUAUUGGCUUGGGACAGAGCAGCUCCAUAACCCACACACUGAAACUGGUGAGCAUGGAUCUCAGACUGUGACUGACAGGCAGGAGGAAUUCCCUGUCAGAGUCUUAGAAGUCCCUUCCCAAAGGAUAGGAAACUGACUGGGACUAGCUACAAAAACCUGCUAGAGUCUGUUCAAAUACAUAGGACUUCCUGCAUACAUGCAGUCGGCAACCAAGCCAUAGCCAAACACCUUGAAAAGACCAUGAAACCAGGAAGAAGAGCCUCUUCUUUUCUCUCUCUCUCUCUUUUUUUUUUCUUAUGUUCAAUUCAAGUCCCACAUCGGGCUCCUUGCUUGGCAGGGAGCCUGCUUCGGCCUCGGCCUCUGCAUGCUGCUCUGUCUGCCCGUGCUUGCGCUCUCUCUCUCUCUCUAACAAAUAAAUAAAAUCUUUUUAAAAAAAAUAAAUAUUUAUUGGGGCACCUGUGUGGCUCAGUGGGUUAAGCCUUUGCCUUCAGCCCAGGUCGUGAUCUCGGGGUCCUGGGAUCGAGUCCCACAUUGGAGCCUCUGCUUAGCAGGGAGCCUGUUCCUCCUCUCUCUGCCUGCCUCUCUGCCUGCUUGUGAUCUCUCUCUGUCAAAUAAAUAAAUAAAAUCUCUAAAAAAAUAAAAAAUAAAAACAAGUAUUUAUUUCUCAUUCAUUAGUUUGUGAUUUGGCUGAGUUUUAGUUGAUCAAGGCUAGAUAUGUAAGAACUUGACUCUAGACUACAGAUUCAGCUCACAUCUUUUUUUUUUUUUUUAAUUCUUAGAGGAGUGGGCUAGCUGGUAUAUGACCUUUUAUAGCAGAGAUCAGCAUCAAAGAGAAACUUCAUCUUAAUACCUGGACUCUGAACUCAUUAGCUAUCACAUCCUAUUCAUAAUAUAUUGUGAAAGCAAGCCACAUGGCCAAACUUACCAUUGAUUGUCUGGAUCAUAUGUCUUCUCAAGGUGGUCAGAUUGAAGAAAUGAAGGUUCACUGAAAAACAACCUAAUCUAUCAUAAAAGCCCUGGGAAUAUUUUUUUUCUCAUUAUAUGUCAUGAGAUAUGUUAGUUGGCUAAAGAAAAAUAUUGGGAAAUAGAUGAAAAAAAUUAGUAGUGUCUUAAUUUCUCAUCCAGUUUUUUGUGUUCUCUGUGCCAAAAAUUCAUGCUAAAUAAUUUUGCAUAGUGAUAAGCAUCAUCAUACAGAUGUUUUCAUUGAAGUUCUUGAUCAAUUUACAAAUGGGAAUUAGCAGUACAGUAUAAAGUUUAAGGACAUUGGCAAUGAAACCAGGUCAUUUCAAUGUAUUUUCUAUAUGUACUAUCUUAGCCCCAUGCCUCAGCUGCAUAACUGCUCUGGUUCAGUUUCUUAUGCUGGAAAAUAUGAUAGAAAUAGAUUCUUAUUCACAGACUUACUUGAAGAUUAUUUAAAAAGUACCUCUGUUGACAUAUAAGUAUUCACUAGAUCUCAGUUGUUUUGACUUAAGAACUUGAUGCUUCCAUGCCAUCACCUAUGACAUCAUGACCAUAAUUGUAGCCACCUCAUACGGCUGAUCUGAGGAAUCAAUACUAUAAGGCCCAAAGUUCCUUAAAAUAAAUCUUAA
This is a messenger RNA of Mustela lutreola (European mink), 3072 nucleotides long. Its product is annotated as NKG2-C type II integral membrane protein-like. The transcript has 6 exons. Gene Ontology annotation, biological process: stimulatory C-type lectin receptor signaling pathway; positive regulation of natural killer cell mediated cytotoxicity. NCBI's taxonomy places the organism in Eukaryota, Metazoa, Chordata, Mammalia, Carnivora, Mustelidae. The record is from RefSeq and is a predicted model, not a curated record. The coding region runs from base 117 to 698 and encodes 193 amino acids.